Molecule: messenger RNA, 780 nt
Organism: Haemorhous mexicanus (house finch)
Lineage: Eukaryota; Metazoa; Chordata; Aves; Passeriformes; Fringillidae
Product: serine/threonine-protein kinase pim-1-like
Exons: 6
Coding region: 1-780 (259 amino acids)
Biological process (GO): protein autophosphorylation
Cellular component (GO): cytoplasm
Molecular function (GO): protein serine/threonine kinase activity; ATP binding
Source: RefSeq, a predicted model, not a curated record
AUGAGCUACACCCAGUUUGCCUUCCCCUGGAUUUCUCUGGAAAGCAAUGCUGGAGAGGUCCCCUCCUCUCCCAGCCUCUCUCCCCAUGCCCGGUCGGGCCAUGCCCCCGGCCCGCCCCCGGCCCCGGGCGGGGCUGCCCCGUCCCCGGCCCCGGGCGUCCCGCCGCGGUCUCGCCUCCGGCCGGCUCUGGUCGUGGCCAUCAAAAGGGUGCCACGGGAGCGCGUCCGGCACUGGGGCGAGCUGGAGAUCGUGCUGCUGGCCAAGGUGUCCACUGGCUUCCCUGGUGUGGUCCAGCUGCUGGAGUGGCUUGAGCUCCCCAACGAUGUCUUGAUGGUGCUGGAGCGCCCGGAGCGGUGUCAGGACCUGCAGCAUUUCAUUCGGGCACGGGGCUUCCUGCCCGAGGAGGUGGCGCGGGAGCUGUUCCGCCAGGCGCUGGAGGCCGUGCGGCACUGCACCAGCUGCGGGGUCCUGCACAGGGACAUCAAACCAGAGAACAUCUUGGUUGACCUGGCCACCGGGCAGGCCAAAUUGAUUGACUUUGGCUGUGGCACCUACCUGCAGGACACAGCCUACACUCACUUUGCAGGAACACGGUCAUACAGCCCCCCGGAAUGGACCCACUUUGGCUGGUACUAUGGCAGGCCAGCUACCAUCUGGUCCCUGGGCAUCCUGCUGCACCAGAUGGUCUGUGGGGAGCAUCCUUUCAGGAGGGGCCAGAACAUCAGCUGGGACCAUCAACUCUCGCUGCCACAAGGGCUCUCUCAAGAUGAAGCCUUAUAG